AUGAAGGUAUGGGAAGAGGAUGAUGUAACUGAAGAGAAUACAGCUGGAGUUUAUGCUGGUGAAAAGAUUGCUGACAAGAAGAAGAGUGAUCAGAAAAAGGACACUGAAAAGGCUUCAUCUGUUCAAGAUACAAUGGCUGAUUCGGAUGACAUAAACAAUCACCCAAUGGAGAACCAGAAUGAUGCUCGGGUUAACAUAGCGGGUGCUGAACUGCAAGCAUUAAUUGACAAUGCUGUUGCAAAAGCCUUGGACAGGCAGUAUAGCGAAUCGAGCGGUACUCGAAGUAAGACCCUAUCCGCACCGCAUUCAAAGCCCAAGACUCAUUCUAAGACGCAUAGCAAGCCUCCCUCCAAGAAGGAAGACCCAAAGAAAGAUGAUGAUGAUCGUCACUCUUCAAACCAUCAUAGUGUCCCAUCUCACCGUAUCGUGCUGAAUCAAGGACCCCGUGAUAAGGGUUGCUCCUACAAAUACUUUGUUUCGUGCAAGCCUCGGGAUUUUACGGGGGAGAAAGGAGCAAUAGACUGCAUGACCUGGUUGGAUGAGAUAGACAUAGUGGUUGAUAUCAGCGGAAUUAUUUUCGCAGGAUUUCAAACCUAUCAGCGGGUUAGGAAACUACAACUGUCUCCAAACUCCGGUAAGAAGACUUAUUUACCGGAGGUCGAUGAAUCGCUUAAGCCGAGGGAUAAGAUGACCUUUGACACAGUGAACAACGCAUUCCUCUUUUAUCAGAAGUAUGCAAUGGCUUCAGGCUUCACUGCCAGGAAGUCUACUCAAUACACACAUCAUGGUGUUAUAAAAUCUAAAUGGUUUGUUUGCUCAAAGGAGGGGACUAAACCUUUUAAUGCGAUCGAUACAUCUAAAAAGAUCGACACCUCAAAUAAUGGGUCAAAGAGGAAAUCUGUUCGACAUGUUCCUUCUAUAAGGACUGGGUGCAAAGCACGUAUGUGUAUAAAGUUAAUGCCUUCGAAUCUAUACGAGGUAUCUUCUUUCAAUGAGGCAUAUAAUCAUUUUUUUGUUGCUGAGGAAUAUAGGCAUCUACUCCCCUCUAACCGAGGUAUGAACUAUAUGCAAGAGCAAGCCGUUAACGCGUUGAGUGCCUUGAACAUUGGCCCUGUGAAAGCGUUUAAUAUCAUGAGGACAUUGUAUGGUGGGUUUGACAAGGUUGGGGCAACCAAAAACGAUUUUAAAAAUUUCAAGCGAGACCUGAACAUGUAUAUAUCGGAGUUUGAUGCUGAUAUGAUGAUUAAACGACUUUUGAGGAAGAAAGAGUACAUGCCUAACCUUUCAAUGGAGUACAUAACAGACGAGAAUGGAGUUUUAAAGGGUUUGUUUUGGGCAGAUGAAGAUGCCAAAAGGAAUUUUUCUGUGUUUGGUGAUGUUGUUUCAUUUGAUGCCACAUAUCAUCGUAACAAGUACAACAUGAUGUUUGUUCCAUUUACCGGCAUCGACAAUCACAAUCGCAACGUUACUCUUGGUGCCGCUAUAAUAGGAAACGAAACUGCUGAAACUUACAGUUGGUUGCUAAAUGUGUUUCGUCAAGCAUUUGGCCGUGCCCCUCCGGUGAUUGUCACCGACCAAGACCCAGCCAUGAAGAAGGCUAUCAAAGAUACAUGGCCCGAGAGUAGACAUAGGCUAUGCAUGUGGCACAUCAUGGACAAGCUUUCUGCUAAGGUUGGUGCUUCAAUCUGCAAUAAUACAGAUUUCAAAAAGAGGCUGUGUGCCAUUGUGUGGACCGAUUCAAUUAUACCAGUUAAGUUUGAAAGUGAGUGGGCUACCAUAAUGAACGAUUUUAACUUGGUUGAUCAUGAGUGGCUGCAGUCACUUUACCAAAUCAGGGAUACUUGGAUACCAGCUUAUUAUCGUGAGGAGGUCAUGUCCGGGCUUAUGCGUACCUCUUCUCGUUCAGAGAGCGAGAACCAUUUCUUUGGACAGUUCUGUAACCCGGGUUGCACACUUGUCGAAUUUCUCGGGCAUUUUGAUUCUGCUAUUGAAGCUCAGAGACAUGAGCACAGGAAGAAUGACCAUGACACCAGAAAUACAAACGCUGAAAUAUGGGAUGAAGACUUUGUUUUGGAGGAUCAAGCGUCCAGGAUAUACACACGCACUAUAUUUUUUGACCAGCAGUUGGAGAUACAAAACGGUAUACACAGAUGUGCUAUCGGAAAGUGGGAAAACAUGGGUGACUUCGUUAACUUUUUUGUGAAGGACUGGGAACAACCAUGCACUACUUUCUUCGAGGUUAUGAUGCGGGAGGACGACAUGCCUGUGUAUUGUACAUGCAAAAGAUUUGAACAGUUUGGGUUGUUGUGCUCACACAUCUUUUGUGUGCUAAGGAUGCUUGACAUUAGGGAGUUUCCACAACGCUAUAUAUUACGACGUUGGACUCGAGAGGCUGUUCCAAAUAGUGCCCCUGGUGCUAUUCUAGGUAUCAAUGAGACUGAGGAUCGUUAUAAUGAAGUUAACCGUGUUGUACGUGAGAUCAUAUAUUCUACAGAGUCGGUUAUUAAUCAGCUUGUCACCAACUUUGAUGCGCUAUGCUCGUUCAGGGACCAUGUUGUUAAUUAUUUCAAAACUGCGGAUGAGUCUGUCGUCAAUGCUCCACCUAAGAGCCGUCGUGAAAGGUUUGCAGAAAUUACUGGUAACACAAAACCAUCAGAAGCAACCGUUCGUGUUCCCAUUGGAACAAGAUUCAAAGGUAUGGGUAAGCCUAAACGGAUGAAGUCCAAACGUGAAAUUGCAUUAAGUCAGUUGGGUAAAAGGAGCCGUCAAUGUCAAAAAUGUUUUAGACACGGUCAUAACAGACGUACUUGCAAAAACCCUACCCGGACUAAAGAACAAGCUAUGGCCGAGGAUGACGGUGAAGAAGCUGAUGAAGUUGACGAGGAGGAAGAUGAAUGGGAGGAACUUGAAGAAGAUAUGGAUGAACAAGAUGAGGAUGCAUUAGACGAGGAGGAUGGGGAAGAGGAGUCGUAA
This is a messenger RNA of Helianthus annuus (common sunflower), 2973 nucleotides long. Its product is annotated as protein FAR1-RELATED SEQUENCE 5-like. The record is from RefSeq and is a predicted model, not a curated record. The transcript has 6 exons. Gene Ontology annotation, biological process: regulation of DNA-templated transcription. The coding region runs from base 1 to 2973 and encodes 990 amino acids. Lineage: Eukaryota; Viridiplantae; Streptophyta; Magnoliopsida; Asterales; Asteraceae. Gene Ontology annotation, molecular function: zinc ion binding.